This is a messenger RNA of Nelumbo nucifera (sacred lotus), 660 nucleotides long. The record is from RefSeq and is a predicted model, not a curated record. Lineage: Eukaryota; Viridiplantae; Streptophyta; Magnoliopsida; Proteales; Nelumbonaceae.
AUGUCUAGCUCCGAUGGCUCAGUUAGUCAUUUCAGUGGGUCUGAUGCAGGUUCUACGAACCAAGUUGCAUCCCCCGAUAGCCUUAGCGAGCCAGAGGUAGAGCUCGAGGAAGAGUUUGAGCCUGUAAAUUCUUCCAUUCACGCCUUGGCGGCUCAGGUGGAGAGGAGCUCGAGGCAGGUGCGAGUUGCCGAAGAGGCUCGUCGUGCGGCCGAGGAAGCCGCUCGUGCUGCUGAAGCUACUGCUCGUGCUGCUGAAGAGACUGCACGUGCUGUCGAAGAGACUGCACGUGCUGCCGAAGAGACUGCUCGUUUUUCCCGGAUUAGGCAGGCGAGGUCUCAGAGAGAUGCCGAGGCCAUGGGAGUGGGGGUGAAGCACAUAGCGGACUUGAGGUUGGAUUUGCAGCAUCAGGGUGGCAAGGUGGAAGUACUGAUUGGUUCAGUGGCAGUUGGGGGAACUGCUGUUGAUAAUGGUAUUGGGAGAUGUGCAGCACUUGGUGCUGGUGAAGCUGGUGUUGUUGGAACUGUUGCAUUUGGGCUUGCAUUGCCYGCAUGCACUGCAUCAGGUCGUCCAACCGGUUUUGGCUGGCUGCCAGGGGGGCGGCAGUCGUUUCUUGUCCUGUCAAAGUAUAAAGCUCCAUGGACAAAGCCUCCAAGAAGGUAG